This is a messenger RNA of Hyposmocoma kahamanoa, 852 nucleotides long. RefSeq lists its product as uncharacterized. The transcript is spliced from 3 exons. The record is from RefSeq and is a predicted model, not a curated record. NCBI's taxonomy places the organism in Eukaryota, Metazoa, Arthropoda, Insecta, Lepidoptera, Cosmopterigidae. The coding region runs from base 13 to 504 and encodes 163 amino acids.
GUUAUACUAAAAAUGUCCGGAGUGAAGCAAGUGAGGAACAAAGGUCUUCUUCCCGAUUUGAGGAAAGAGGGCACUCUCUCAAAAGACAUUGUUUUAACUACAAAGGAGAAGCAUGGAUGCCACUGGGGAGACCGGCUCUUUUGCCAUCAUACUUUAGCUAGUAUAAGAAGACUAAGCUUUUUCCAUCCUUUCUCUAUUCCAGAGGAGAGCCUGGACAUCGUGCUGGCUGCUACUUAUAAUCAUUCCACGGAGUUCAUGGCAGAUAAAGUAGAUUUGUAUCUGCAGCCCGAGACGCAUGGAUGCGAAACCUGGCGGCGAAUACGGAACACAUGUGACAAACCACCACCUACUGUCAUUCCUCUGGGUCACCCGAUGAAGCGUGGCGGUAUUACCGAGCGUAAAUCACCUUUCAGUGUCAAGCUAAUGAACUCAGGAGUCCAUUCUUCGCAAACCAACCCUGGUUACAGUCGGCAAGCCGCUGGUGGCGCUAUCUUCUUUUACUGAUCAUUUUCCUUCUAUAUUUCCGUUGCAACUAGUAACGCUAACUUAUUUUUUUGUUCAGCGUUAAGGUAUAUAUAUAUUAUUGUACUACGCAGCCACAUUAUCGAUGUAUAACAUAACGUAAACAUUCUAUGUCGACGUUGCUGUUGUACCUACUGCAGUAAAAAGUCAACGAUACGUUCACAGUAUGCUCAAAAUUUUACUAUAUUGUGUUAAACUGUUUUUGCUACAUAUGUAACAUAUGUAUAAAUGUAACGCCUAUUGCAUUUGUUGUUACAGAAUCUGAAAUUUGAAACUUUUAGACGGUUUAUUUUAUAUUUAUGAUCUACAGAAUGUUAUUUUUACAUAAUU